AUGGGAUUCAACCUUCUCAAUUUCACUCUCAUCUUUCUCUUCUUCUUUUUCCACAUCACUUCAGCCGCCGUAGCCUCCGCCGGAGCUGGUGGAGGAAGAAAGCUUCUUUCUUUCGGGAUGAGUUCUGACGGGGAACCUCCAGAUGCAGGAACUCCUGAAGGAGGUGCUGGGUCGGGUCAUCAUCCGUACUGGGAUUACAGCUGGGGUUGGGGCUCCACUCCUGGAAGCGGGUGGGGCUACGGAUCCGGGUCUGGGAGUUCCCCAGAUGGUUCAGGCGGAGGGUAUGGCUAUGGGUUUGGCACGGGCUCUGGGUCUGGGCCUCGAAGCCCGUAUGGUUAUGGGUUUGGCACGGGCUCUGGGUCUGGGUCUGGCGGGUAUGGUUAUGGGUCCGGCACAGGCGGCGGUGCUUUUGGUGGUGGAAGCGGUGGCAACGACUGAUUCAAUGGUCAAAAACAGCCACGGACAAUUAAGGGUGUCCCUCUACAUGAGUGCCCUCAAUGCGUUUGAGGCUACUCUAUAUA
This is a messenger RNA of Neltuma alba, 521 nucleotides long. RefSeq names its product keratin, type I cytoskeletal 9-like. The record is from RefSeq and is a predicted model, not a curated record. The coding region runs from base 1 to 438 and encodes 145 amino acids. NCBI's taxonomy places the organism in Eukaryota, Viridiplantae, Streptophyta, Magnoliopsida, Fabales, Fabaceae. The transcript has a single exon.